This is a messenger RNA of Lachancea sp. 'fantastica', 1362 nucleotides long. The record is from the annotation of a GenBank genome assembly. NCBI's taxonomy places the organism in Eukaryota, Fungi, Ascomycota, Saccharomycetes, Saccharomycetales, Saccharomycetaceae.
AUGGCACCUUUUCGACAAGAUAGCUACUUUAUAAUCUAUCCAAGCUCGCAACAUGCUUUGGUCCAGUUCGGUAUGAGAGAGGAAACGUUGUAUCCUCCGCAGUAUAAGAUCCCGAUUUCUGUUUACAAAACCGGCGAUGGCAAAUACACGGCUGAAAAAGAGGGAAAUCAAGAGGUCAAACCACUUUUGGACGGCCAAAUAGCGGAUUUGGAUGGCUUUUUGUUCUUCCUCGAAUUGGUGUACAAAUCGUACCUGGCGCAACGAUCGCGUUUUGGUGCAAGCCCAGAGGUGUUUGACAUGGAGCUCUCCAACAUCCCAAUGCUUUUGGUGAGCCAUCCUUCGUGGACACAUUUCCAAGUCGAAAGAAUUACACAAUUGGUGUUCGAGCAGUUACAGAUAAACAAUUUCAUGUUUUUGUCUUCGAAUCUGGCCUGUUCGUAUGCCCUUGGGUCGCUGCAAAACUGUGUGGUCAUUGAUGUUCAUGCAAACAAGACGGAUGUGACGCCAAUCAUGGACUACAUUCAGUUGACGCAUCUUUCUGGCAAGGUAAAGCAUGGUGGUGAUUCUAUAAAUCAAGAGCUGGCCAAGCUGCUGCCGCAGUGGAGUCCGGAGCAGAUCGAGGAUCUAAAACGGUCGCCCAUUUACGAGGUGUUGAGUGAAGAUGCGAAAAAUACGUCCAAACUAAACUUUCAAAACGAGGAGGACGACGGUGCACUCGAUGUGGCAGCGCUUGUAACUAGCGACAGGGACACAAGAGAGCUGCUUGAAGAAAACGAAAAGGGUAAAGAAGACCAGCAGGCAUCGAACAGCGAACAAGAGACUAAUACUUUUGUCGACCGCAACGGUCAGCAAGUCGUGGUAGGAAAGCAGAGAUUCAAGGGCUGCGAGGAGCUUAUUUCGGAAAUUUCCGCUGUUGUGGGACGUGUGCUUGCGAAGAUUGAUGAUUUUCACAAGUUGAGAGCGAUUUGGGAAAAUAUUGUUGUAAUUGGUGGCACCACCGAAAUCUCUGGUUUUAAAGAGGCGCUUCUUCAACAGCUUUUGAAAGACCACGUAAUUGAAGAGCCUACUGUUGAAAAGACUACCAGAGAACAAGAUCAUUAUAAUCAAGCAACGAACAAGAAGAAAGCCAAGGCCCUGUUCUCAAAUAACGUGGACUAUGUUCAAAUACCAACCCUCAUUAGGUUGGCCAAAUAUCCAGAUUAUUUCCCAGAGUGGAAAAAACACGGUUACAGCGAGCUUCCAUUCUUAGGCGCACAGAUCGUUGCUAAACAGGGCUUCGGACACACCAACGAGAGCUUCUAUAUCACAAGAGAAAGAUACGACAGAAAAGGGCCUUCCGGCGUGUGGGAUGUGACUUUUUGA